Cynara cardunculus var. scolymus (artichoke) is the source of this 1326-nucleotide messenger RNA. Its product is annotated as protein JINGUBANG-like. The record is from RefSeq and is a predicted model, not a curated record. Lineage: Eukaryota; Viridiplantae; Streptophyta; Magnoliopsida; Asterales; Asteraceae. Bases 31 to 1257 code for a protein of 408 amino acids. Gene Ontology annotation, molecular function: protein binding. The transcript has a single exon.
UACUCAUACCACCGGAUUCAAUUACAACAAAUGGGUUUUCUUCAAUGUAAUCGCCGGUGGUCAAAAGAUGAAGAAAUUGCGCCGGAAUCUCCACCGGAUUCGAAUAAUCUUUAUUCACAAGCAAGUUUAGCAUCGGUUUCUUCGUUAGCAUUGAAACAACCAUCAACUGCCGCUAACUACCAGUAUGUCACCACCUUCAAAGCACAUACGGCUUCUAUAUCCACCCUCACCGUCGCCGGAAAACACCUUCUUUCAGGUUCAUCUGACACCCAAAUCCGAGUAUGGCCGCGAGACCCGUCACCAGUAGUACCGAUGCAAAACUUAUUAGCAUACGGAGAGAGCACGGUGAAGUCGAUGGUGGUUUGCGGUGACAAGUUAUUCACCGGCCACCAGGAUCAUAAAAUCUGCGUCUGGAAAAUCGAGGAUGACAACAAUGAUGGCGUGGGUAAUCGGAAAAUGAUCAGAUCGACCAAAGUUGCAACGCUGCCAACGCUCAAUGAUCGUGCCACGAAGCUGUUUUUGGCCAAAAACUACGUCAAGAUACGGCGGAACAAGCGGUGUACAUGGGUGAAUCAUGUGGACGCCGUCGCGGCGUUGGCGGUGUCCCACGACGGUUCUCUUCUUUACUCCGCCUCAUGGGACCGGACAUUUAAGGUGUGGCGGACGUCGGAUUUUAAGUGUUUGGAAUCGGUUUGGAAUGCCCACGACGACGCCAUUAACGCCAUCGUGGUGUCCCCAGACGGAUACGUUUACACCGGAUCCGCUGAUCGGAAAAUCAAGGUGUGGCGGAAAGACAACGGAGAAAAAAAGCACAAGCUGGUGGACACCUUGGAAAAACACAAAUCGGCGGUGAAUGCGUUGGCUUUAAGCCCCGACGGAAGUCUUUUGUACUCCGGUGCUUGCGAUAGGUCGAUAAUCGUGUGGGAAAAGGCAGGUGGUGGUGGCGAUGGGCGGCAUAUGGUGGUUGCCGGUGCUCUCAGGGGACACAGCAUGGCGAUUUUGUGUCUAGAGGUGGUUGGGGAUUUGGUGGUGAGUGGGUCGGCGGAUAAAACUGUUAGGAUUUGGAGGAAGGGUAUUCAUGGAACACAAUAUAUUCGUGUAGGUGUGUUGGAGGGGCAUAAUGGUCCAAUCAAGUGUUUGGCUGCUGCAUUGGAUGGUUGUACAUCAGCUGAUUCUAGUGGUACCUCGUAUAAAGUUUAUAGUGGUAGUUUGGAUUGUGAUGUAAAAAUGUGGAAAGUAUGGGUACCCUUCCUUUGAUGUUUAUUAUUUUGGACAAAUUUAUUUCAUUUGGGGUGGUGUAAAUAUUAAAUAGUGAUUUUAUAUUCA